Solea senegalensis (Senegalese sole) is the source of this 1978-nucleotide messenger RNA. RefSeq names its product RAP1 GTPase activating protein-like (gene rap1gapl). The record is from RefSeq and is a predicted model, not a curated record. Gene Ontology annotation, biological process: regulation of small GTPase mediated signal transduction; activation of GTPase activity. The transcript has 19 exons. Lineage: Eukaryota; Metazoa; Chordata; Actinopteri; Pleuronectiformes; Soleidae. Bases 97 to 1770 code for a protein of 557 amino acids. Gene Ontology annotation, cellular component: cytoplasm. Gene Ontology annotation, molecular function: GTPase activator activity.
AUUCAACCCUUAGCCAGCCCUGAUUGACUGUGCUACACACUGACAUGUAACAGUGACAGUGACACCAAAGCCACGCAAAGAGAGAAGAGGAAUGACAUGUCCUUCUCCAGGAAGAGAAGUUUCACAUUCGGUGCAUAUGGAGGCGUGGAUAAAUUCACAUGUGGGAAUGAGAUGAGACCUGAACCUGCAGGAGACAACAUACUGGACAUCCUGGAUUCUCCUGCCAGUGACAGCAAGUCGUCCCACUCUGCCAGCAGCAACCAGAGGGACACAGAGCUGUUUGAAAUCAUUGAAAAGCUGCAGGGCAGCAGGAUCAAUGAGCAGCGCUGCGAGUUUCCUCUGCCUCUGAAGUCUCAGAUUUUAACAUUAGAUGGAGACUUGCCACUCAUUCUCCCUUCAAAGUCGGGGGGCUGGUGGAUAGACCCCCCACUGGAGAAGCUUGUAGAUGUAAGUCCCACAUCCUCCCACUAUGGCCUUGAUCCAGAGAGCUACGAUAUUAUGGAAAGAGAUGGAGAAGCCAAAGUCUACCGUGAGGUCUUCUGCUCAAGGUACCACCACUGCUUCACAGCAGUGGAUCCAUCUUUGGGGCCACUGGUCCUCUCUGUGUGUUUGGAGGAAGAGGAGAAUAAACUGCGGGUCAUUCUAAGGAUGAAGGAGUGCUCUUUGCAUGGAACUUUCUCAACGUCUCUCUUCCCUCACAUCCCAUCAGCUGUUGAGUUAACGAAGAUGCUCUGUGACAGAGUGACUGUGUCAAAGUUUGAAGCAGUCAGUUACCUCAAGGCUCCAGAACUCAUCACUGCAUUUGACGAACACAGAGUGUCUCCUAAUUUCAAGUUUGGCAUUUUGUACCAGAAAGAUGGACAGCUCACUGAGGAGGACAUACUUAGUAACAAUGAUGAAAGUGAUGAGUUUAAAGAGUUCCUGUCCGUUAUGGGAGAGACAGUUCAGCUGCAAGGCUUCACAGGGUUCAGAGGAGGACUGGAUGUGUGUCAGGGCCAGACAGGAAGUGAAGCAGUCUUUACUUCCUUUCAAGGAAGAGAAAUCAUGUUCCAUGUUGCAACUAAACUGCCUUUCACAGAGGGCGACCCACAGCAGUUACAAAGAAAAAGGCACAUUGGUAAUGACAUUGUAGCUUUGGUGUACCAGGAGGGCCAAACUCCCUUUCUAUCCAAUGUUGUCAAGUCUCACUUCCUGCACUGUUUCCUGGUGGUCAGGAGGAUUCAGAGGGAGGAGGAGGAGGAGGAGGAGACAGGUGGACCAUCAUACCAGGUGUCUGUCACUGCCAGAGAGGACGUUCCUCUUUUUGGUCCAGUCAUCCCAGAACCUCCCAUCUUCACUGACCGAUCUCUGUUGAGAGAGUUUCUCCUGACCAAGCUGAUCAACGCAGAGAUUUCCUGCUACAAGGCCGAGAGCUUCAGCAAAUUAGAGCACCGGACCCGUUCAUCGCUCCUAGAGAGUCUGCAGGCUGAACUCACCUCACGUUCCCAGUGCAUGAUGGGGGAUCCAUCACCAUCUGCUCUGCCUGGCCCUGAAGGUGCUCGGGGGGCGUUUGAGGGUAGUGGAGGAUUCAUUGAAAACUUUAAGAGAGCCAUCAGAGUGCGGAGUCAUUCCUUUGACACUCUUGGUGUUACCAGAAAGACAAGUGGCAGCACAUCACAGAAGCCAAAGAUGGAGAAAGACGGAGAGAGUGACAAAUCUCCAGGACCUCUGCCUGACAGUUUGGGUCCAACUGAACUCAAAGAUCAAGCAAGUCCCCAAGAGGAGACAUAAAUGGAAACAUACAUUUACAGAUUUUAGACAUAGUAGACAUUGUUUGGUUACAACUUUAUCACCCUUGUGGAUAACUUAAUUUGUAAAAAGUUAAUAAAUAGCAUUCCUGUGAAAAUGCAUAUUUUACUGACAUAUCAGUGACAUUGAUAAGAAUCUUUAACUUGUAUUUUGUUGAAAAUGCAACAUAUUAAACUGACAGCAAAGUUGA